AUGGCCCAAGAUUUUGCUACGUCCUACACAACUUAUCUUCGGAAGAGCUCGAAAUUCCGUUGUCCCGUUUUCGACUGCGCGGAGUUUGCUGAUAACAGGGAACAAUUACGAACACAUCUACAAUCAUGCCAUCAAGAUGUCGUAGAGAAAAAAGAUAUUAAUCUGCUUCUCCAGGAGGCAAAAAGGGGAGGUGGUAUUGAAGGAGUGAAGAGAACAACAACUGACAGGCUGCAACAAUCAAGUAGUUCUCAGGAUCCCGGGGGCGGGCAAAUUGAUUCUCCAGGAGAUAAAAAUGAAGGGAAUGACCUUAGCCCUAAUAAGAGACGCAAAUCUCCUGAUUUAUCAAUAAAGGGGCGGCCCCGGUCUCUGAGUCCCUAUAGGAGAUCAAGGGCUCGGGUUGUGUCGACCACCCCUAAUGACCCUGAUUUUAGGAGAUCUCCCCAGCAACUGGGGAAACUUUGGAACCCAGACGAUGCCACUCCUUUUUCAUCGCCGCGGCCCAGGCUGCCACCAUCUAGACAGCCAAGAAAUCUUCCCACAACUAGGAGGUCAGACACCAUCGAAGAUGACGAAGAAUCUACCAAGAUAAUCAAACAACCAGAGACACGGCCAAUCAGCCAAGAGCAGUUGAUUGCUGAAGUCAAGGGGAUAUAUGCAGGCCUAGUCAUGGUCGAGUCUAAGUGCAUUGAGGUUGAUAAUGCACAGUCGUCGCAGAGUGAAACAAAACUAAAUAAUGAGCAAUGGCAAGCUCUGAUAGCACUACAUCGGACGCUUCUUCAUGAACAUCACGACUUUUUCUUAGCGUCACAACAUCCAUCGGCAAGCGUGGCUCUUCGUCGAUUAGCAUCCAAAUAUGCUAUGCCAGCUCGCAUGUGGAGACAUGGCAUUCAUUCUUUUCUGGAGUUAUUGCGUCACCGGCUACCACAUUCACUAGAACACAUGCUCACUUUCAUCUACCUUGCGUAUUCAAUGAUGGCUCUUUUAUAUGAGACCGUGCCUGCCUUUGAAGAUACUUGGAUCGAGUGUUUAGGUGAUUUGGGAAGAUACAGAAUGGCUAUCGAAGAUGAUGAUAUUCGAGAUAGGGAAGUUUGGACCGCUGUUUCUAGACAUUGGUACUCGAAAGCUUCGGACAAGGCACCUACGACGGGACGGCUAUACCACCAUCUCGCAAUUCUGGCGCGGCCCAGUCCACUUCAGCAGUUGUAUUACUAUACGAAGUCUCUAUGUGUUCCUAUCCCCUUUAGUUCGGCCCGGGAAUCUAUCAUGACUCUAUUCGACCCAAUACUCGACCCGACGAGUCCCCAGCAUUCCCGAUUAACGCCAGUCGAUGUAGCUUUUGUGAAACUCCAUGCGAUCCUUUUUAGCAACAAGUUGCCCGAUGAGUUUCAUCCAACAUUGCAUACAUUUACUAGCACGUUAAAUCACCAGAUUGGUCGAAAUACCAGAAAAUGGAUGGAGGCAGGAUAUCAUAUUGCGAUUUCGAACUGCUGCGCUCUCUUACUUUAUGGCCAGGAUGACAGUGUCCUGCUCAAGGCUAUUCGCCCUCAACAAGCUGAUGAGACAGUUGACUCGAAUACUGAUAAUGGGGAAAGCCUGCCUGAAUACAAGCUCAGUAAAAGAGAAGAGGGGGCAUGUGAACUUUUUCAGGGCACCAGCAACGUCGUCUUUAAUAGAGUCGGUGACUUAAAUGACGAGAAAUUUCCUAGGCAAGAUAAGGAACCCACACCUCGUCCGUUGCCCGAAGACUUCGCGAUGAAAGGUCUGGUCUGGGUAGCUAAAUACUUUCCGACUGAUUGGUAUUCCAAUGAUAAGAUCGAUGACGACGAGAAGUACUUCGAGGUUGCCUCCAUGACGGACGACCGCAAAAUAAGAAUUCUUUGGCUUGGAUGCCGCAUUGCAAAGUUUGGUAAAUGGCUUACCUACGACGAGGCAACACAUCAAUUCGGCGUCGCACCCGAGUACGAGGUAGAGCUUGAUAACUUUACUAAAGACGAGGAUAUUCUGGUCAGCGUUUCGGAGGCGGCGGCUGGGCCAACCUCUCAAGCAUCUACGUUGUCAACAUUUUCAGCAACUAUCUCCGGAAGUACAUCUGAUAGAGACGAUGAAGACAUGAUGGAUGUUGACGAAGCAUUGUCAUGUAAGCCCAUCAUUCGCCAAUAA
Molecule: messenger RNA, 2160 nt
Organism: Hypoxylon fragiforme
Lineage: Eukaryota; Fungi; Ascomycota; Sordariomycetes; Xylariales; Hypoxylaceae
Exons: 5
Coding region: 1-2160 (719 amino acids)
Biological process (GO): nuclear-transcribed mRNA catabolic process, nonsense-mediated decay
Cellular component (GO): telomerase holoenzyme complex
Molecular function (GO): telomerase RNA binding; telomeric repeat DNA binding; protein binding
Source: RefSeq, a predicted model, not a curated record